CCCAAAUGCUCGCGAAGCAGUACCGCUUCGGCGUUGACGAUGGCCCUGCCGCAGAGCCAAAGGCACCGUGGAUUCACCGCUCGCCACUUGUGUGCCUCGCCAUGCAUCCGAUUUGCGCCUCUCGAUGACUAGUCCCUCCAACCAUGCGAGAGAUUUCCUCUAGCAUUUUCCCCUGCUGAUGUGUGUUUUCAGCUUCCUGUUGUGGUCGCGGAUCCUUGUGGGGCAUUGUGCACAGGACUGUCAUUAGGCGGAUCGUCGACAGUGGAGUGAGCGAAUUUCGUUGGGGUCGAAGCCAAGCCUUUUGUGAGAUGGCCGAAGGGGUUUGAAGGAUGUGUGCUCUCAACUAGAGUUUUAGGAGUAUUGCACGACUUGUCUGAUGCAGCUAGUGUUUCGGAUUUGUUGUGAAGCGUGAUAUGCUGGUUUUACAACGCUUGAGCGACUGGGAAGAGGUGAGCGUGAUUCAACCAUGUCGUCGUCCGUUGCAAUUCCGACCCUGACCCGGAGCAGCUCGAAGCUGGUGUCGCCAGCUUCCUCGUUCCCAUCUCGAGGAGGAUUUUUUCGAUCACACAGCCAGACGGAGGACCCGCAUCCCUUCUUGCGGUCAUACUCCAGCCCAAGCUGGGAUGCCGGUCGGGAGCCGCUGUUGCAGGCGUCGUUGUCUGGGCAGCGGCAGGCGGAUGGACGGCGUGAGGAUGCGGAGGGAGGCUGGUCUGGAGACGUGAAGUUCGUGCCGGUGCCGCAGAAGCUCACCGUAUGGCAGGAAUUGGGGCGACAGUGUUGGCUGGCGGGGCCUAUGGUUAUCGUAAACCUGUUGCAGUACUCCAUCACGGUUGUGUCGUUGGCAUUCGUGGGUCAUUUGGGAGAGAAGGAGCUUGCCGGUGCUUCGAUUGCCACUUCGCUCGCCGGUGUCCUAGGCUACUAUGUUCUUGUAAACUUGUCUGCUCAAUUUCUCUAAAACAAUUCCAUUCAUGGCUACGUAAGUUAGUGGCACUUCUUUUGAAUUGGAUACAGGAGAGGGAGGAAACACACGAGAAGAAGGGGAUUCUCAACUUGCUAGAGAUUGCAUCGUUAGAGAGGUCGUUGAAGCUAGGUCUGGGGAGCGCUCUGGAGACUCUCUGCGGGCAAGCAUUCGGGGCUGGCCCCAUACACCACCACAUGCUGGGGAUCUUCCUGCAACGAGCUCUUGUAGUGCUUUAUGGAGCGUGCAUCCCGAUUUCGUUUCUUUUCAUUUACAUGGAGCACAUUCUUCUGUUGCUAGGGCAAGACCCUCACAUCUCCGAGAAAGCAGGCGAGUACGCUCUUUGCUUGCUACCCAGCAUCUAUGGCUACGCCCUGCUACAGCCCGUGGUCAAGUUUUUGCAGACCCAGAGUGUAGUGCUUCCGAUGAUGAUCUGCUCAGCAGGGUCGCUGGCCUUGCAUGUGGGGAUUUCCUACACUCUUGUUUAUAUGCUAGGUUUGGGGUUCCGCGGGGCUGCCUUGGCAACGAGCUUGUCGUUUUGGCUGAACGCCAUUUUCUUGGUCUGCUACGUGAGAUUUUCGGGCGUGUGUAAACAUACAUGGGAGGGCUUCUCGAAGAAUGCCUUCGUUGAUCUGCGGGAAUUUCUCGGUUUGGCUAUCCCAUCUUGCAUAAUGAUCUGCCUCGAGUACUGGUGCUUUGAAGUCUUAGUCAUUUUAGCUGGACUUCUCCCGAAUCCAGAACUUGAACUUGCAACACUCUCUGUGUGCUUGACUACAACGUCUUUGAACUACAUGAUCCCUUUCGGCCUGAGCGCCGCUGCCAGUACGCGAGUGUCAAAUGAGCUUGGAGCAGGCGAUGCUCCUGCGGCAAAACAAGCUGUCGUCUCAGUUGUCAGCCUCUCCGCAACGCAAGCCCUGGUCAUUUCCUCCGUGCUUCUGUCGCUCCGUCACCAGUGGGCCUGGUUGUUCAGUGGCGACGCGGAAGUGGUGGAUUCAGUGGCGGAAAUUUUACCUUUCGUUGCUUGCAUUGCCCUUCUUGAUGGCAUUCAGGGUGUUCUUUCAGGUGUGGCAAGAGGAUGUGGGUGGCAAGAGCUCGGCGCGAUUAUUAACCUAGGCGCCUUCUAUGGAGUGGGGGUUCCGACAUCCGCACUUCUUGCCUUCGAAUUCAACUUUGGAGGCCGAGGCCUUUUCUUGGGUCUUAUUUGUGGGUUGGCCACUCAGACCCUAAUCCUUCUCUGUGUUACACUGCGCACAGACUGGGAACGACAGGUGCGGAAAGUAGCAGCUCGCAUAUUGCACGAAGAAGCGGAUCUACUUGAGGACAAGAGUGGGGAAAGGAGCUGAAGGGCUACACGAGGCUGGAGCAACGGCAGGGCUCGUGUGCACAUCACCGAGCUCUAUGUCGAAGCUGGGAUAUGUAAUGGUAAACACAACAACGCUGCACUCCCCCUUUUCUAUACGGGAGUUGCUCUUUGUGUUGUUGGAUAAACUAUGGUUUUCCAGUUUAGGGUUUAGAGUUGUCGAUCCUAGAGUUGCUUCAAGUUCCACAAGCGGAAUGAAACCAGGAAAUAGAGUUGAGGAUCAAUCUACGCGGAUACAUUUACAAUGUUAAACAUGUACAUUACAUGUUUUUAUAUCCAUAUUUUGGUUGUUUUAUACACAAGCGGUGUUAAUUGUUGUU
Molecule: messenger RNA, 2638 nt
Organism: Physcomitrium patens
Lineage: Eukaryota; Viridiplantae; Streptophyta; Bryopsida; Funariales; Funariaceae
Product: protein DETOXIFICATION 16
Biological process (GO): xenobiotic detoxification by transmembrane export across the plasma membrane
Cellular component (GO): membrane
Molecular function (GO): antiporter activity; xenobiotic transmembrane transporter activity
Source: RefSeq, a predicted model, not a curated record